AAUAUGGUAUUUACGCAUUGACGUCCAAUAGAGCAUCACCCAGCUCUACCUUAACUGAGUUGGCGCGUUCCUCUGCACAAGCAUAGCUGAGCCCGGACAUACCUUGAAACAUACGAAUGGAUGUUUUACCUAUCAGCUAACCAACCUAUUGAUGACGUACAUGGAACCAUUUGUAGUGCAUACGACAUCUGAGCAGGCAAACAUGAAAUAACCCGGAUGAAUUACUUCCUGGUACAAAUGGCGAGCGGCAUGAAAGCAGUGUUUUUGCCGGGGCACUUUUCAAAAGUGUUAUUUUUGUUGAUUUAUAUACAUUUUACACGCCCGUUAUAUGCUGUGUCAGAGCCGGGUAAAUGGAUCCUAGACGUCCGUGAUGAAACUUUGAAGAAGCAGAGCUUUUUCCUCUUCACCAAAACAAUGUUUAACAGUACUGUCAUUAAUCUAAAAUGGUUGAGCGAGAAGUGUGAACCUCCAGUAAAGCUCAGCAUCUCCUGGUACCUGAGGAGCUCCCGUUGCUUCGAUGAGGUGUUUGGCCUUAAUCCUUCAAAUGCUGGGAGCUACUUCAGGUCGACUGCUGUGAAGCAGGAAGGAGGCAGUGGCUUCUACGUGUUCCACCAGUACCCCGUCAUUGAGUGCAAGCAGUCCACCACCAGCAGUAAGUUCUUUCUUGACAAGUUUGAGGAACCGACUAGACUCACUGAGCCUGUCAAACCACAGCCUGUGACUGACAAGGACCAUGGGGUGAAGAAAAGGAGCCCUAAAGAUCCAAAGGAGGUGGUUUCAAAGGAGCAUCACUUUGACGCCGUGGCCCGGACCUGGGAUGAUGGCCCCUACAUGUUCAUCGUCCACAUCGAGGAGGUCAAGGAGAGGAGCAACGCCACCCCUGUCUCCGUCAUGGCACAGAACUGGGAAAUCAAACUGGAAGUCAGUAUGAAGGGACCUCAUGAUUACAUCUCGGCUUCAGAAUGGCCUCUAAUGAUUUUCUACAUGGUGAUGUGUAUCAUCUACGUGCUCCUGGGCGUGCUGUGGCUGGGUCUGUCCGCCUGCUUCUGGAGGGAUCUGCUGAGGAUCCAGUUCUGGAUCGGCGGGGUCAUCUUCCUGGGCAUGCUGGAGAAAGCCGUGUUUUACGCCGAGUUCCAGAGCAUCCGCUACGACGGCCUGUCAGUUCAGGGGGCGGUAGUGUUCGGAGAGGUCUUAUCAGCGGUGAAGAGGACCCUGGCUCGCGUGCUCGUCAUCAUCGCUAGUCUUGGUUAUGGAAUUGUCAAGCCCAGGCUUGGUGCCCUCUUACACAGAGUGGUUGGGGUGGGGCUGCUCUACCUUGUGUUCUCCAUUGUUGAAGGAAUCCUGAGGGUCAAUUCGGCUGAAGAUGAUCUGGUGCUGCUGGCUGCUAUUCCUUUGGCUGUGCUCGACUCUUCUCUCUGCUGGUGGAUCUUUAUCAGCCUGGCCCAGACCAUGAAGCUCCUUCGCCUUCGAAGAAACGUGGUCAAGCUCUCCCUCUACCGCCACUUCAUCAACACUCUCAUAUUCGCCGUUAUUGCCUCUGUCAUAUUUAUUAUCUGGACAACAAAGACCUUCAAGUUUUCCAAGUGCCAGUCGGAUUGGAGGGAGCUGUGGAUAGAUGAUGCGUUUUGGCGGUUCCUCUUCUCAAUCCUCCUGCUUGUCAUCAUGUUCCUCUGGAGGCCAUCGGCCAACAACCAGAGGUAUGCCUAUAGUCCCCUUGUUGAUGAGGAGAGUGACGACGAGGCCAAGGAACAGCUGAUGAACGAGGCCUUUGAGGGUGUAAAGAUGAGAGGUCUGAAGUCUGAGACAAAUGGAACAGGCAAGCCAAGCAAAGUGGAUGAGGAUCUGAAGUGGGCAGAAGAGAAUAUCCCCUCUUCAAUUGCAGAUGUUGCUCUGCCCCCUCUGCUGGACUCUGAUGAGGAGGCCAUGACAACCAAACUUGAGAUGUCAAAAAUGGAAUAGAUGGCGAGGGUGCAGGCAGAAUGUUGGACAAGACUGUCUCUGUAUGUAGGAAACUUGUAUGCCCUUUAUGAGCUUUGUAAGCGACAUUUGUAAAUAUGAUGGGGUCAACUGUGAAAGCUGAGCAGUAUUGAGCAGAGGCACUAGAACUUUUUUUUUUUUUUUUUUACUGUUUGUAUUUAUAUUUUCAUGGGUAUAUGGUUCAUAUUUUUUUAGAUUUACUACAAAUUGUAUCUUGCCGGUCACUGUUUACAUAUCUGACGGGCAGAAUGUGACUCACUUUUCAAUAUGAAGACCUGCACUUGACCACAAACAAACUACGAUACCUUAAUAACUGUCAUGUCACAUACUCUGUUCACCACUAGUGUAUUCUACCUGGCCUGUGUGCCAUAAAGCAGACUUUUAGAGAGUGACUGUUGUCCAUGUGGUUGAAAUGCUGGAUGAAAUGUACCUGAGGACCGCGCAGAACGGCAUCACGACAGGAUUGAAAGGGCCUGCAUUUCCUUUAUGCGAUUUAAAUUCAACUAUCUGGUUAACAAAUCCAUUGACAAUACUCCGGGGUAUUUUUUACUUCCAUUUAUUGAUUUUGUAUUUACUAUAAUAUUGUAUUUCAUUUGUGUUAUAUUGCUUGUUAUAUUGUUUGUUAAUAAAUGAACUGCUAACACGGGUAUAAAAAACUAA
Esox lucius (northern pike) is the source of this 2637-nucleotide messenger RNA. It is a transcript of the gene tmem87a, whose product is annotated as Lung_7-TM_R domain-containing protein. The record is from RefSeq and is a predicted model, not a curated record. Gene Ontology annotation, biological process: retrograde transport, endosome to Golgi. Gene Ontology annotation, cellular component: Golgi apparatus; membrane. The transcript is spliced from 20 exons. Bases 217 to 1959 code for a protein of 580 amino acids. Lineage: Eukaryota; Metazoa; Chordata; Actinopteri; Esociformes; Esocidae.